AUGUUCGGACAAAUAGUGAUAGGGCCCCCAGGAUCGGGGAAGUCCACAUACUGUUAUGGUAUGUACCAGUUUAUGUCUGCAAUAGGCAGAAAACUGUGUAUCAUUAAUCUUGAUCCGGCAAAUGACCGAUUACCCUAUCCAGAUUGUGCCCUUGACAUAAGAGACUUCGUUACUAUAGAGGAAAUUAUGGAAGAGUUGAACUUAGGACCCAACGGUGGUCUUAUGUAUGCUUUGGAGAGUCUUGAUGAGACGGGCAUUAACUCUUUUAUUCAGAAAGUGAACCAAUUAGUGAAAGAACAAAAUUAUCUCAUAUUUGAUUGUCCUGGACAAGUAGAGCUCUUCACACAUCAUAACUCCUUGUACAAAAUUUUUAAAAGCUUGGUUAAAGCAGAUCAUCUUCGUUUGUGUGUCGUCUCCUUGGUUGAUUCCAUAUACCUAACAAGUCCAUCGCAAUAUGUGUCGAUUUUGCUUCUAAGUUUGAGAUCCAUGCUUCAAUUAGAUUUACCACAUGUGAAUGUAAUCUCCAAGAUUGACUUAUUGAGAAAUUAUGGUGAGCUACCUUUCAGACUUGAUUAUUACACUGAAGUUCAAGACUUGGCGUACCUUUCACCUCAUUUAGAGAAGGAGUCGAAUUCUAUCUUGGGAAAGAACUAUGUACGGCUCACUGAACUCAUUGCAGAAUUAGUGGAAGAUUUCAAUCUUGUUUCCUUUGAAGUGUUGGCAGUGGAAAACAAACAGAGCAUGAUUAACAUUUUGAGCGUCAUAGAUAAAGCGAAUGGUUACAGCUUUGGGAGUGAAAUUGGAGGUGAUUCUAUAUGGAGUGAAGCUACAAGGUUAGGUGGAAACUCGGAGUUCAUGGAAAUAGAUAUUCACGAGAGAUGGAUUGAGCAUAAAGAUGAGUACGAUGCGAUAGAGAGCAAAAAGGGUGAAACCGAAGACAAAGAUGCAUCAUUGCCGCUCAAUGAAGAUGAGGAAUGGGAACUUGCAUUAAAAGACUGGGAGUCAAAAAGAGGUGGUGAUGGCACACUACUUAGGUAA
Suhomyces tanzawaensis NRRL Y-17324 is the source of this 1038-nucleotide messenger RNA. Its product is annotated as putative GTPase. The record is from RefSeq and is a predicted model, not a curated record. NCBI's taxonomy places the organism in Eukaryota, Fungi, Ascomycota, Pichiomycetes, Serinales, Debaryomycetaceae. Gene Ontology annotation, cellular component: cytoplasm. The transcript has a single exon. The coding region runs from base 1 to 1038 and encodes 345 amino acids. Gene Ontology annotation, molecular function: GTPase activity.